Halteromyces radiatus is the source of this 2082-nucleotide messenger RNA. Its product is annotated as CwfJ C-terminus 1-domain-containing protein-like protein. Gene Ontology annotation, biological process: mRNA splicing, via spliceosome. The transcript is spliced from 9 exons. The coding region runs from base 1 to 2082 and encodes 693 amino acids. NCBI's taxonomy places the organism in Eukaryota, Fungi, Mucoromycota, Mucoromycetes, Mucorales, Cunninghamellaceae. The record is from RefSeq and is a predicted model, not a curated record. Gene Ontology annotation, cellular component: post-mRNA release spliceosomal complex.
AUGGAGAUUGACUAUUCCGAUCCUUCUCUUUGGGUUGAGAAAACCGAUCAAGACAACGUGUCAAGUAUCACAUCAACUACAAUAUCUCAAUCUGUAGAAAAACCAUCUGUACAACCACAGCAACAACAACAGGAAAUUCGACAUGGUUGGAUGCUUGACUCCUCCUUUGAUUUUGCUGAUUUUGGGACCAAGAAACCAGAACCAAAAGAUGACAAACCGAAUCCCGAUAAUCUCAAAGUCAGUGAUCGUGAACUAAAUGCUCAUUUCAAGGCUGGACUGGCUGUGGAUGAGUAUCCUGAAGAAAAGAAAAGCUCGAUCAAAUUCGGUGAUGCUGGAUCUAAUUGGCGAAUGAUGAAACUCAAACGAGUUAUUGAACAAGCUGAAGAUGAACGACGAUCGGUAGAAGAAGUCGGAUUAGAACGAUAUGGCUCCAAAGAGAAAUUUCAAGAAGCAUUAGAUGAACGAGCUUACCUUGAUCAGCGUAAAGAAAGAGGACGACACCAGGAUCGAUCAUCAACAUCUUCAAGACAUCAUCACCAUCAUCACCAUCAUCAUGGAGAGAGCAGAUCUUCCAGAAAGUUUAUGUUUUCCGACACUGACAGUAAGAAUGUUCAGUUCCGUCGACCAGCUCAACAAUCAUCAUCAUAUGGAAAAGACGUCAGUGACAGUAAAUCAAGGAAUGAUCAUCGUCAAAAACGUUCUAGAACUCCCUCACCCACUCCUGGACGUGUACAAGAAAAGCCAAUCGUCUCCAAUGAAUCCAUAGGUCCAACUUCUUCUAUUCCACUGACUCCUAAUACUUCAACAACACCUCUUGUUAUCACACCAUAUCAAGUACCAAGUACCCCUCAAACGGAGCCUGUCAUGACUCGUGAUCAAUUGAACAAACUUAACUCCCGGAUUGUUAAAGCUCGAUUGAUGGGAAAUGAUGAAGAAGCUGCUGCACUUGAAGAAGAAUACAAAACCCAGGUUGAACGCUUUGAAGCUGGAGAGACAGAAACUGAAACGACACCAAGUGGAAAGAAUGUGGCCAUGUUACCAACCGUUGAUAGAGAAGGAAAAGUUUACGAAUAUGCACUAGCAGGAGGUGGACAAAUACAAGAUUCAACACAGUUGAAGGGCAAGAAACAAUAUGAAGGAACGCAUGACAAAGCGACUGGUGAACGACUCAGAUAUAGUGCUGCUGACGAUGGAAUGUCUUUGAUGGAUAUGGUACGACAAGAAAAAGCUGGAAGUCGAAGAGUCAAUAACAUGGAUAUGGAAUUUGCCAAUAGGAUUGUUGCGGAUGCUUCAUUUGAGAACAACUUAGAUUAUAUGGAUGACAAAGCUGAUGUCAUGGCGGCAAAGAAAGGAAUGUCAGAACAACAAAAGAUGAAAUAUGCCAUUUCUGAUCAUAAAAGAACACAAAAAGCUUUGGAAAGUUGUCGUUUCUGUUACCACGAUGAUGCCCCUCCUCAAUGUGCAAUGAUUUCGUUGGCUACCCAGACCUACUUGGCUCUUCCUAAUCAACAAGAACUUACACCCGGUCAUUGUUUGAUUGUUCCUUUACAACAUGUCAGCUCUACUUUAGAAUGUGAUGAUGAAGUGUGGGAUGAAAUUAGGAACUUCCAAAAAUGUUUGCUACGUAUGUUUGAUGAACAAAAUUGUGGAGUUGUAUUUAUGGAAACAGUAACAAGUCUUCGAUCUCACAGACAUACGGUGAUUGAAGCUAUCCCUGUACCAUAUGGACUUUAUGAAGAUGCUCCUGCUUAUUUCAAGGAAGGAAUCAUGGAAGCUGGAGAAGAAUGGUCUCAACAUAAGAAAUUGAUCGAUACUUCGAGUCGUGGAUUCCGACAUUCAAUGGUCAAAAAUCUUCCAUACUUUCAUGUUUGGUGUGGUUUGGACAAAGGAUAUGGUCAUGUGAUUGAAAAUGAAAAAGAAUUUCCUUAUUGGUUUGGCAAGGAAAUCAUUGGUGGUAUGUUGGAUGUUGGACCUGAACUCUGGAGACGACCAAAAUAUUAUCAAAGAAAAGAAGACAGGACAAGACAAACUAAAUUCUUGAAAAACUGGGAAAAAUGGGAUUGGACUGCGGCCUUACCUUAA